Molecule: messenger RNA, 4274 nt
Organism: Jatropha curcas
Lineage: Eukaryota; Viridiplantae; Streptophyta; Magnoliopsida; Malpighiales; Euphorbiaceae
Product: C2 calcium/lipid-binding and GRAM domain containing protein
Source: RefSeq, a predicted model, not a curated record
AAAAAAAAAAACAAAAAACAAAGGAUUUGAAAAGUCUCUUCCCUUUCAAAUUGAAUCUGCUCUCCUCUUUAGUCUCUCCCUCUUUCCAAUGAUUUUUAUUUUCUUUAAUUACUAUUUUUAUUCUUAUUAUUGGUUUAUUACAUCGUAUCAUUUCCUAUUUUUCAGCUUUGUUUCUCUCCAUUAGCCAAUCUAUUUCCCCACAAUUUAAUUACAAUAAACUUUCCCUUCCUUUGAUUCAUCGCUGGAUCACGGAUUGUCAUUUGUACAAUUUUGAUUCCAUUUUACCCUUUUUCUCUUGUAACAUUACAUUUUAGCCUUUGGUAAUGUUUUGUAGCAAAUGGGUUUUGUUUAUUUGUUAUAGUUGUUUGAUUGAUUCUAUCCUGAACGGAGAUAAAUAAAGGGUUGCUAUUGAUUUUUUUUUUUUUUUUUUUUUUUUUUUUUUUUUUUUUUUUUUGUAAUAUUCUGCUUUGAAAAGAUUUAGUGGGUUUAAUUUAUUUUGCAGUGAAGUUGAGCUUUUUGUUAGAAAUGAAGCUUCUUGUUCGUGUAAUAGAGGCAAGAAAUUUGCCAGCAAUGGAUCUAAAUGGGUUUAGUGAUCCAUACGUGAAAGUGCAGCUAGGAAAGCAGAGGUUCAAGACCAAAGUGGUGAAGAAAAACUUAAAUCCUAGUUGGGGAGAGGAAUUUAGUUUUAGGGUUGAGGACUUGAAUGAGGAGCUUGUAAUUGCUGUUUUGGAUGAAGAUAAGUACUUCAAUGAUGACUUUGUAGGGCAGAUUAAAUUGCCUGUAUCUCUAAUUUUUGAUGCAGAUAACAAGUCUCUCGGCACUACUUGGUAUACUUUGCAACCUAAAAACAAAAAGUCCAAGAACAAGGAUUGUGGUGAAAUUCUUUUAGGUAUAUGUUUUUCGCAGAACAAUGCAUUUGUUGACUCGAAUAGUAGUGGCGAUCCAGUAUCACAGUUAAGGAAGAAUGCAGAUACAGUGGCAAAAUCUCCUUCUAGGUCGUUUGGAGGGCCCUCAAACUCAUCCUCUCCAGGGAGAUUUGAGGAAAUUGAAUCCUUUAAAGAGGAGAAGCCUGGUGCGCCAAAAACUUUUGCUGUGAGAAUUUGUCAAAUGUUCAAUAAAAAUUCAGAUACAACACCAGCCGUGGGUAGUAAAAGCAUUGACAAUUUAGAGCCACCUGAAAUUGCUGUAUCUGAGGUUUGUGAUGAUACAUCAGAUGAUCCUUCCUCUCCUGAGGACUUUGUAGAAAUAAUGAGAGUGAUGGAAUCUAAAGAUGUGGGAAAUGAAAUUCCAAGCAAUCUACCUGGAGGUGUCCUUAUAGACCAAUCGUAUGUGAUUGCUCCGCAAGAUUUAAACUCUAUGAUUUUCGCACCUGAUUCAAGUUUUCAAAGAUCACUUGCAGAAGUCCAGGGUACAACAGAACAACAAUUUGGACCUUGGAAAUUUGAAAAUGGUGGUGAGAGCUUGAAAAGAAUGGUUACUUACAUGAAGGCUGCAACCAAAUUGGUGAGGGCUGUGAAAGUCUAUGAGGAACAGACAUAUUUAAAAGCUGAUGGCAAGGCUUUUGCUGUUUUUGUUGUUUCGAGUACUCCAGAUGUUAUGUAUGGGAACACCUUUAAGAUUGAAUUGCUUUAUUGUAUCACAUCUGGUCCAGAGUUGUCUUCAGGCGAACAAACUUCACAUUUGGUAUUAUCUUGGCGAAUGAACUUUUUGCAGAGUACCAUGAUGAAAGGUAUGAUAGAAAAUGGAGCUAAACAAGGUCUAAAAGACAGCUAUGAACAGUUUUCAUCUGUAUUAUCUCAAACUGUUAAACCAGUUGAUUUGAAGGACAUGGGAUCUACGAAGGAACAGGUUUUGGCUUCAUUGCAGGCAGAAAGCCAGUCGAAUUGGAAACUGGCAGUACAAUAUUUUGCAAAUUUUACUGUAGUUUCUACAGUUUUUAUUGGAUUAUAUGUACUUUUGCACAUCUGGAUAUCUCCUUCCAGCACAAUUCAAGGGCUAGAGUUUGUAGGACUUGACUUACCAGAUUCAAUUGGUGAAGUCAUCGUGUGUGGUGUCCUAGUUCUUCAAUGUGAAAGGGUGCUAGAGUUACUUUCUCGCUUCAUGCAGGCCAGAGUACAAAAGGGCAGUGAUCAUGGAGUCAAAGCACAAGGGGAUGGUUGGCUGCUCACUGUUGCAUUGAUUGAGGGAAAUAAUUUGGCAGCUGUUGAUGCAAGUGGCUUCUGCGAUCCAUAUGUGGUGUUCACCUGUAAUGGGAAAACUAGAACCAGCUCAAUUAAGUUCCAGAAGUCUGAUCCUUUGUGGAAUGAAAUAUUUGAAUUUGAUGCAAUGGAUGAACCUCCUUCUGUGCUGGAUGUGGAAGUAUAUGAUUUUGACGGGCCUUUUGAUGAAGCUACAUCUUUGGGACAUGCUGAAAUUAAUUUUUUAAAAUCUAAUAUAUCAGAUCUUGCUGAUGUGUGGGUUCCUCUUAAAGGAAAGUUGGCACAAGCAUGCCAGUCUAAGCUGCACCUAAGAAUUUUCUUGAAUAAUACAAGAGGUAGCAAUAUUGCUAAAGAAUACAUAAAUAAGAUGGAGAAGGAGGUCGGAAAGAAGAUAAACCUACGUUCUCCACAAACAAAUUCAGCCUUUCAAAAGCUCUUUGGGCUUCCACCAGAGGAAUUUCUCAUCAAUGAUUUUACCUGUCACCUAAAGCGAAAAAUGCCCCUGCAGGGUCGCCUGUUUCUGUCAGCAAGAAUAAUUGGGUUUCAUGCAAAUUUGUUUGGGCAGAAGACUAAAUUUUUCUUCCUUUGGGAGGAUAUUGAAGAUAUUCAAGUUUAUGCUCCUAAAUUAUCAUCAAUGGGUAGUCCCACUAUUGUCAUGACUCUCCGGAAAGGCAGAGGUAUGGAUGCUAGACAUGGGGCAAAAACACAAGAUGAGGAGGGGAGGCUGAAAUUCCAUUUCCAGUCUUUUGUAUCUUUUAAUGUAGCGCAUAGGACAAUCAUGGCUUUAUGGAAGGCUAGAUCUUUGACUCCUGAACAGAAGGUGCAAAUAGUUGAAGAAGAUUCAGAAACCAAACUCCUCCAUAGUGAUGAAAGUGGGUCCUUAUUGGAUCUUGAGGAUGUCAACAUGUCUGAGGUUUAUUCUUCUUCUGUUUCUGUCCCUACCAAUUUCUUGAUGGGGCUGUUUGGUGGGGGUGAAUUAGAGCGCAAAGCUAUGGAGAAAGCUGGUUGUCUUAACUAUUCUUACACCCCAUGGGAAUUGGUAAAGGCUGAUGUAUAUGAAAGGCAAAUAUAUUACAGAUAUGAUCAGAGCAUAUCUCAUUAUAGAGGAGAGGUGACCAGUACACAACAGAAGUACCCCCAAUCUGAUCGUAAAGGUUGGCUUGUGGAAGAGGUUAUGACUCUCCAUGGAGUUCCACUUGGUGACAAUUUUAAUCUUCACUUGAGAUAUCAAAUUGAGGAUUUGCCUGCAAGACCGAAAUGCUGUUAUGUCCAUGUAUUCAUGGGAAUUGCAUGGCAGAAAAGCACUAAGCAUCAGAAAAGGAUUACAAAGAACAUCCUCUCCAAUUUGGAAGACUGGCUGAAGGUGAUUUUCAGUCUGAUUGAGAGGGAAUAUGCAAACAGAUAGGAAAUGUGCACUGCUGUAUUCAAUCUUUUUCAAUUUCUAUGAGAAAUGUGUCACUGUCCAUUUUGAUCGAGGGAGUGCUCCAAUCUCGUGUUAUAUUUGUCUGGCAUUUCUUGAAUUUGGGUAUUCAGAGAGAUUGUGAAAAUGUUACUUUGAACUCCAAGAGGUAUUCAGGGAGAUCCUGACGAUUCUUUGAACUCCAAGGGAAAAACGUUACUGACUCUGCUUGGGACAGGACUUCAGUGCUGAACUAAUGGGAGGCCAGUUAGUUUCUUUCCGCACAAUUGAAGAUGGAAAUCCUUUGUCCAAAAAGACCUGUAAAUACUUGUACUCUACAUAGAUUCACUGGAGCUGCUCUUCUUCCAUCAUAUUUGUAAAAUUUUUCAUCUUUUCUUGUUCAGAAUUAACUGGCUUCUCAGGUGAUGGCAGAACAUUUUUGUUUUUAGCUGCACUGAAUUUAGAAUUCAGAUGGCUUCGAGAAGUUCAGGUGAAUGUAUUGAUGAAGCACAUUUUUCGGGUAAUAGAUGUCCACAAUGUCAUAUGUCAGCAACAGUUACGUUUAGCUCUGUGCAACAAAUGCUGUUUAUCUUUCUGUAUCUGUUGAAUAAUUGUUCUAUAGUCCUGUUCCUCGCUCCAGUGUCAAUGUUAAUCUUCUACGUAUGGUUUGAGUUCUA